AUGUCUAAGCUCUUCGUGCACGGCCUUUCAUGGCAUACAAAUGAUGAGACCCUUCGUGAGGGAUUCCAGAAGUUUGGCGAGAUCCAGGAAGCUAUCGUCGUCAAGGAUCGCGCAACAUUGCGCAGUCGUGGAUUUGGUUUUGUUCGCUUCGCCACUGAUGCCGAGGCUGAUGCGGCAAUGAACGAGAUGAACAACGUGGAAUUCGACGGUCGGACUAUUCGCGUCGACAAGGCAUUUGACCGUCCCCAGCGCCCGGACGGCGGUUUCCAGGGUCGCGGCGGAUAUAACCAGCAGCCCGGUCAAAGUUACCAGCCUGGUGGCGGCGGUGGCGGUUAUCAGGGUGGUGGUGGUGGCUACCAGCAAGGUGGUAACCGCGGAGGUUAUGGUGGCUACAACAACCAAUAUGGUAAUGGCGGCGGUUAUACCGCUGGAUACAACCCCGGCGGCUAUGGUGGUGGUAAUGGUGGUAAUGGUGGUGCUGGCUGGCGUCCCUCCCAAUCCCAAAACCCAGAGGGCAACUAA
Messenger RNA from Penicillium pulvis, 522 nucleotides. Its product is annotated as RNA recognition motif domain-containing protein. The record is from RefSeq and is a predicted model, not a curated record. The transcript is spliced from 6 exons. The coding region runs from base 1 to 522 and encodes 173 amino acids. Lineage: Eukaryota; Fungi; Ascomycota; Eurotiomycetes; Eurotiales; Aspergillaceae. Gene Ontology annotation, molecular function: RNA binding.